AAAAUGAGUUAUUGCGUACUGUAUAUUAACAUAAUUCUCGUUUUUUUUCGUGUAGAUAGGUCUCUCACCGAACGUAUUCAUAUCCUAUGGUCAUGGAUACGAAUAGAGAUGAUUGAAUUUAAUUUAUUCAAGACUUCUAUAAUACGUUAUGAUUCAUACGGAUUGACUACAUCAAGAAUAACGACUCGUAUCUAUCUUGUUGUUCUCUUUCUAUCGAUUACAAUUCUUACUAUAUAUAUAGCAUCGAAUGUUGAGAAACAAAUUGUAACUAUCAAAAAUCCUUCAAAAAUAGUUUAUGAAAAUUUAUUUAAAAAGUAUCCAUUAACAUUGAAAUGUCCAUGUAAUCAAAUAGUGAUACCCUAUGGUUCAUUUAUCUCAUUUUCACCUGAAUAUCAUCCGGUAUGUUCAAGUUUAUUUAUUUCCGAUGAAUGGAUCAUUUCAACACGUGGAAGAACUUCGGUUGAUAGAUAUCCUACAGUAAAAUUUGAAGAAUCUGGUCCAUAUUUUUUUAAUACAUUAGCUGCAUUAUGUUCAUUAACACAAAAUACUUUGUCUAAUGCUUGGCAAAUUUUUAAACGAUCAUCAUUGAUUACUGUUCAAGCAUUGUCCUAUGAAGAAUUAAAUGAUCGAUCCAAUGCAACAUUACAACAAUUUAUUCGAAAUACACUAGCUGAAUUUAAACGUAUUCGUAGAUUAAUUUCAACACAUAGUCAUAAUAUGUUCUUAGCAGAUUAUAAUACAAAAUUUUCUACUUCAUAUGUAAAUAAUAAUGAUACAUUUAUUGAAUUUUCUUCACUACCAAUGAUUAUUGAGAAUUGUUCAUGUGCAAUUAAUAAUGAAUGUAAAAAAUCGAUCGGUUUAUAUUCCUAUUAUGAUGAACAACUCAUAUUUGAAAUACCGAAUUUAUUUAUUAGUUGUUCAAUCAUUCAAGGUGUUCUAGAAUCAUCACUCGAAUGUUUUUUUAGUCAAUCCUGUUUAGAUAUUGUUCAAUGGUAUAUUAUAUCAACGGAAUCUAUAGAAAUACCUAUUCUAAAUGCGAGUAAUACUCGUUUUUUACCUGAAACACCUAUUGGCGUAUUACUCGAUUCACUUAUGGUAGAACAAUGGGGCCAUCAUAUUCAAUACGAUCAAUACUUUAAUCAAUGUGCAACAAAAUUGUGUUCAUAUACAUUUAUAUCACAUCCUAAUCCGUUAUCAUCCUCUCCGACUGAUCGAUCACAUACAAUGUCAACAUGGAAUAAUGAAUAUCAUAUUCGUACAGAAAUUCUUGAUACUCGUAUCUAUAUUCUUUGUCUUGGUAUUUCAAUAAUUAUUCUAAUCAUUUAUACAUUAUUAAUUAUUCAAACACAAUCGAUUAUCAUCAAUAAUCCAUCUUUAAUGCAAUUCGAACAUUUACAAAAAAAUUCGAAAUAUUCUUCUACAUUAAAUUGUCCAUGUCAAAAUAUUUCUAUUGAAUAUAAAUCAUUUAUUAAAAUAAAAAUGGAUUAUCAUCCAUUUUGUUCGAGUGAUUUUAUUUUAAAUUCAUCAAUAUGGCUUAAUCAAAUUUAUUUUUCUCAAGCUACUCUCAUUUAUUCCUAUAUCGAUUAUCGAUUAUUUAUUGUAUCUCAAUUUCAAUGGCUUAUUUCAUUAUGUACUUUAGCGAAUGAGACAUUAUCCGAUGAAUUAAUUCGUUUUUAUUCAAAUACAUUCAUUAGUAAACAUUUACAAUCACGUGAAAAUUUUGAACAACAAGUUAAUGUUACUAUUGUUCAAUUUCGUAUAUCAACACCACGAACAUUUUUACGUAUACUUGACACUAUACGAUCGAUAGCACAAGGUAAUAGUAUUGUUUCAUCGACAAUGUCGAAUUGGUAUUUUUUUGCAUUAAAUCGAAAUGUUGAAGGUGAUUCAUUGUGGAGUCAAUCACGAUUCUAUGGUGAGAAUAAUAAUUGUUCAUGUGCUACAAAUGCAAUGUGUACAUCACAGGCUACUAUUAAUGGAUCGAUUGUGCCUGGUUUUCGUGUCGGUUGUUAUGCACUUGAAGCUCUUCUUCAAUCGACUCUU
Molecule: messenger RNA, 2043 nt
Organism: Rotaria sordida
Lineage: Eukaryota; Metazoa; Rotifera; Eurotatoria; Philodinida; Philodinidae
Source: the annotation of a GenBank genome assembly